Molecule: messenger RNA, 2174 nt
Organism: Tigriopus californicus
Lineage: Eukaryota; Metazoa; Arthropoda; Copepoda; Harpacticoida; Harpacticidae
Product: long-chain fatty acid transport protein 4-like
Exons: 9
Coding region: 110-2107 (665 amino acids)
Biological process (GO): triglyceride homeostasis
Cellular component (GO): endoplasmic reticulum
Molecular function (GO): long-chain fatty acid-CoA ligase activity; long-chain fatty acid transmembrane transporter activity
Source: RefSeq, a predicted model, not a curated record
UCUGAGGACUUGGAUACGUCUUAGCUCAUUAAUUUCAAUACGAUUUUUAAUGUCAGUCUUGACUGACCAAUCAAGAAAUCGUUAAGUAAUUUUUAGCUUAUGUAACGAAAUGGCAUCACCGUAUCGAUAUGGAAUCCUCGCUGGACUUGCAGCCGGCUUAUACUUUUACGCCCCAAGUUUGAGCUGUGGUACGAAAUGGUUCAUUCUGUUGGGAUCGUGGUUGGCUAGUGGUGGCUACUACAUUUGCUAUUUGGCCUACCAUACCCUUGGAAGAGAUUUGAGAUUGUUAAAGAGAGGAAUCGGAAUCUUGACCACUUUAGCCUAUUAUAAGUAUAUGGACAAAAACGUGAUCCAAGUGUUUCGGAGUGUUGUGAAGAAGUCUCCGAAAAACGUCAUGUUGGUGAAUUGUGGCACUGGUCAAGAAUGGUCCUAUUCUCAGGUGGACGAGUACAGCAACAAAGUAGCCAACUAUCUCCUCAAGAUGAAAUUCAAGAAAGGUGACACCGUCGCGUUUUUCAUGGAGAACCGCCCAGAGUACAUUGCCACAUGGUUGGGAAUGGCGAAAAUUGGUGUCAUACCGGCCUUGAUUAAUUACAAUCUUCGGAAUGACUCUCUUUACCAUACGAUUCAAGUGGCGGGCUGCAGUGCAAUCAUUUAUGGAUUGGAACUAGAUAACGCUGUGUCCGAAGUUAUGGCAAAGCUGAUGUCGGCAAACGGUAACAAAUUCCCCUGCUAUUAUUCACUUUCGGGGACCGACUUGGACGAACAGAGCAAGUCCAAGAUCCAGCAUUCUCAAUCCCUCGAUCAGGCCUUAAAGAGUUCUUCCAGUGAACAAGAGCCCCUAAGCGUUAGCCAAAGUAUUCACUCGCUGGAUCCUCUUUUGUACAUCUACACUUCCGGAACAACGGGACUUCCUAAAGCCGUCAUUAUCAAACACAUCAGACAAUUGUUCGCUUGCAUAGCGAGCAUUUAUACCAUUGGAUUAUAUUCGAAUGACGUGGUGUAUUGUCACCUACCCUUGUAUCAUUCUUCGGGCGGUCAAGUCGCUACCUCGGCGGCUCUUUUCUUGGGAACAAAAACCGUGAUUCGGAAGAAGUUUUCCGCGUCUAAUUUCUGGACAGAUUGCAUCAAAUAUGACAUUACGGCAACUCAAUACAUCGGAGAAAUUGCCCGAUACCUUUUAACGGCCAAGAGCAUUCCGGAAGAGAAGAUGCAUAAGAUCCGAAUCAUGUUCGGCAAUGGACUCAGGCCCCAGAUCUGGAAACAGUUUGUGGAUCGAUUCAAUAUCCCGAAUAUCGCCGAGUUCUACGGAGCAACGGAAGGGAAUUCGAACAUCAUCAAUAUCGAGAAUCGUGUCGGCUCCGUUGGUUUCAUCGGCGUGAUAUUCCCAGAUUUCCUGAUCGAAAAACUGCUCCCUUUGAGUGUGAUCAAAAUUGAUCAAGAGACUGGGGAGCCAAUUCGAGGAUCGGACGGACGUUGCAUCAAAACGGAGCCAAAUGAACCUGGAGAGUUUAUCGGCAAAAUUGUCCGGGGAGAUCCAGUCAAAGAUUUUGACGGAUAUAAAGACUCAGUAGCUACAAAGAAGAAGAUCCUUACGGAUGUUUUUAAAAAGGGUGACGUCUACUUCCGGUCCGGUGAUAUUCUUAUUCGUGACAAAUUCGGCUAUCUGUACUUUAAAGAUAGACAAGGAGACACUUUUAGAUGGAAGGGAGAAAAUGUCUCAACCACCGAAGUUGAAGCCAAUGUCUCAGAAGUUCUCAAUAUGCUUGAUGCUAUUUCUUACGGAGUUGAAAUUCCCAAUACAGAUGGUCGGGCAGGAAUGAUUGCUUUGCCGGCAAAGGAUGCCAAAAAUGUGGACUUGAAUAAGCUUCAUGAAGGCUUGAGGAACAAACUGCCUUCAUAUGCUGUACCCAUGUUUGUACGGUUGGUCAAGGAAAUCGAUAUGACAGGCACUUAUAAGUUGAAGAAGAACAAUCUUCAGAAGGAAGGCUACGAUGUGACAUCCUUGGAGGACGCGGUGUUCUUUCUUGAUGCGAGACAAAAGAAGUACGUUCCGUUAACUAAAAGUCUGUACCAGGAAAUUAAUGACGGAAAAGUCAGGUUGUGAAGGGAAGCCAGAGGGAGCUGACCACCUUUCACUAUACAUCCUAAAUAAUAAACUUUCCUAAUUAUGA